Molecule: messenger RNA, 1061 nt
Organism: Alligator sinensis (Chinese alligator)
Lineage: Eukaryota; Metazoa; Chordata; Crocodylia; Alligatoridae
Gene: YEATS4
Product: YEATS domain containing 4
Exons: 8
Coding region: 1-876 (291 amino acids)
Biological process (GO): regulation of DNA-templated transcription
Source: RefSeq, a predicted model, not a curated record
AUGGCGUCAAAAGAGGGUUUCUGUUUCGAUGGAACGGAACAGCUGUUUCGACUUGAAAUUAAAUUCUAUACGAAACACUGUUCCCUUGAACCAUCUAAACUCAAGGCAAAACGGAAUGGUGCUGUUUUGUACAGCCCUAUUGGGGGGAGGGGGGGAGGAGUAGGAGAGUGGGCGCUCUGCUUUGCUGCAGCUGCAACAGCCACUGCUUCCCAUAGGCGGCAGCCGGGACUCAAGCACCGCUGGGGUGUUACUAUUGUAAAACCUAUAGUCUAUGGAAAUGUUGCGCGAUACUUUGGAAAGAAAAGAGAGGAAGAUGGUCAUACUCAUCAAUGGACAGUUUACGUGAAGCCUUACAGAAAUGAGGAUAUGUCUGCUUAUGUGAAGAAAAUUCAAUUCAAGUUACAUGAAAGCUACGGGAAUCCUUUAAGAGUUGUUACCAAACCGCCAUAUGAAAUUACUGAAACAGGUUGGGGGGAAUUUGAAAUCAUCAUUAAGAUAUUUUUUAUUGAUCCCAAUGAAAGGCCUGUAACUUUGUAUCAUUUGCUGAAGCUAUUUCAAUCUGAUACCAAUGCAAUACUGGGGAAGAAAACUGUGGUUUCUGAAUUUUAUGAUGAAAUGAUAUUUCAAGAUCCUACUGCUAUGAUGCAGCAGCUGUUGACAACCUCUCGUCAGCUGACACUAGGAGCUUACAAACAUGAGACUGAGUUUGCAGAUCUUGAAGUUAAAACCAGAGAAAAGCUGGAAGCUGCCAAAAAGAAAACCAGUUUUGAAAUAGCUGAGCUUAAAGAAAGAUUAAAAGCAAGCCGUGAAACUAUCAACUGUUUAAAGAAUGAAAUUAGGAAACUUGAAGAAGAUGAUCAGUCUAAAGAUAUCUAACAAGCAUCAACUUGAUAAAGACAUUAAACUGAAACUUAAGGGACUUUGAUUCUGGAAUCACAUUAACACUUUCUCUCUCUUUUGUGGAGGGAACUACAUACAGUUUCAUUAAUGAAUUUCAUUUGAAAAAUGUGGGAUUUAGCUUUAUACAUGAGCAAAUAAAAUUACACUUUUGUAGCUUAAAA